ACUUCUCCGUUGCACAUUUAAAGCCGGUUAUUGCUUAAGUGAUCCUCGAAUCUUGGACAGGCAAAUCGAACCCUCGAUUAUCAACCUGGCGGACGCGUGAAGGUUCAAGCGAGGCUCGCGGGUGAAACUGGACAGAUCCGCUCGGCUCUCGCCAUCACCCGUCCACGUUGCUAAACGAGAACGCGGAUCAUUCGCGACAUGGCGCGUCGCGAACAAUGCGACGCGACAACGUACGUCGAAAGCGCGGCCCGUAAUGGCGGCUGAUUAAAAAGCAUAAAAAGUGUUUUCUGUCGCGCGCCGCGUAACUCACCGGGCCAGCAAGCGUUUGGGAGUCGGAGAUAAGUCUGGAACAUUGUCAUCCCGACGCCUCCGAUCGUCGGGUAAUCAACAGCGAUACGUUACCAAUCGAUAAUAAUUCGUGGUUUCAUCUCGCCCACAGCUUCCCACGAUGUCGGAGAACAGCGAGCACUCGCCCGACGACACCGAGACGGAGACAAAGGCGAUGGAACCUAACGACUCAUCCAAGAGCGAAGUAAAAUUAAUGAUGAAUCAGACGGACGCGGCUCUGCUCGAGGACGAGGAAAUGCCGACGUAUAUCAGCGUGUCCAGUACCACAAGACCGGAUGAUUCGGAUGUUGUUAACGCGAAACAGCCAGAGAAUGAGUCCUCGCGAGAGGUGGACAGAGACCGGAGCCUGAGCCCAUAUCCCAGCGACGAUCAAGGAGCGAGUAGCGUGUAUGUUUUAUCAUCCGGAGAAGAAACCGAUCAUCCUUAUAACGACGAGGAUGAUGAAGAAGAGUAUGGAGAUAGCGACGAAAUGGAAAAUUUGGAACUUGACAAUGAAUUUGAUUCGGAGCGUCCAAGAGACAUGAAGCAUUUGAUGGAUGACGAGGAUGAUGAUGACGAAGACGACGAAGAUGAGGAAGAUGAUGAAGACAGUCCUAGACAAAUGCAUACUGAUGAUGACGGUAUCGAUGAUAAUUAUGAGGCUAUUACGAUGGAUUAUUACGAUGGAAGAUCUGAUGAUUUUAUCUUAAAUAAGAGAUUGAAAAAUCGUUACAAGGAAAAGAGUCUUUCUCUUCAAGAUUUAAAUACGUACGAGAAUAAUAUAAAUACUGAAUAUUUUAAGAGAAGACACUCGCAAGCUUUAAAGCCAAAUUAUCUAAACAUUCCAGAACAAGCUAUUGUAUAUUCUAUGAUCCAGAAAAAGCAACCAAUGCCAGGAAAAUAUCAUUAUGUACAAAGCAAAGUUAAACGUUAUAUCAAAGAUAUAAAGGAACAAAAUAGGCGUUCUAUGGAAAAACAUAUAAAACAGCAUCAGGAAGAUGCUAUUUACAGUAUAAGUAACGAUUAUAAAAAUGAUGAUACAGAAAAGACAAAGCCUACAGCGACCAACAAGACGAUAAAAGAUUACGCCGAAAGAACGAUAAAAGAGUUGGAAAUCGCAGAAAUAUGCGACACUAACAUGGAUAAAGUGGCCUACAAUGCUAGUACUUCGCCACAAAUGAUAUUAAAUGGACAAGAUAAUCAAAAUUGUUUGGAAUCAAUACAUGAAGAAUCCGUACAAAAUGAAGUCCAAAUAAGUAUACCAUUUGAGUCGACACAGAAUGAAAGAGAUCUUGUAAACACCGAUAAUAAGAUACAAAAACAAAAUGGAACAAUCGAAGUUAAACAACUCAAGUUUAAUUACCCUGACAGAGAAAUUUCACAUUUUGGAGAUGCUAUACAACCACCUCUUAUCCAAAAUGGUCAUCAAGAAGUACCAACGGUACUUUACAAUUUGCGAACCUUAAGUUAUGAGGAGUAUAUGCAUGGCACUUCUGAUUCUAGUCAAAAAACUGAUCUAAAUAGAAAUGCACAUGUUAUUGAACAAGAAUCUGUUCAACCUGAAACAUAUAAUUCAGAUCUAAUGGAUAUAUCCACAGAUAAUGAAGACACUUGUCCUUUAAGGAUUGAGGAUAUAAAAAGCAUUAAGACGAUGUCAGAUGAAGUGAAAAAUAAUAAUGAACAAAUAACUUUUGAAAAAACAAAUGAAUUUAAUAAGGCUGCUUUGGACACUUCAGAAGUUACCGCAUUACAAAAGAAAUUAACACAGAAAACUGUAAAAUACAACGGUUUGCUUGAUACAUAUCAAAAACAGCUUAUGGAAAAUAUAAAAAUGAAACAGGAAUUAGAUGAAUUGAGAAAAACCUUAGCAAAAUAUGAGAAAGAAAACAAACCGGAACAGAAGGUUGCAUCGGUUCAGACAGACGUUAUUAUCGAUUCUAUAUCUAAUCAACAUCAAGAUCAAACGGAACCUACACAGGUCAAGCAAUCUAACAAUAAAGUAUCGGGUAGUAGUGUCGCUUCAACGCUAAGUUCUAUAGAUCAGUGGAGUUCUAGUGCCGGUAAUUUAUCAAUAUCCAUGAAACCACCGGAAGUAACAAAAACAUUACAUUCUGACGAUAGUAUGAUACUGACUGAUGGUACACCACGGAAAACAACACUUUCACUAUCACGCGCAUUUAUUACUUCAUCCCGAAUCUUGCAAACUCUUUCAAGUAUUACACAGGGGAAAACAAAUCCAGAAAGUCCAUUGACACAAAAUUCAAAGAAAAGAUUAAACGAAAGUGUAACAAUGGAUCUGCAAAGUGACGAUAAUAGCUAUCAAUGUCAACCUUCUAGCUCCAAGAAAAGAAAGAUUACGGACCACCUUGGGCUACCUAAUUUUCUACAAUCCUUUAAAACUUCCCAAACUGCUGCGGAAUCACAUCCAAAGUUAAAUGAGAUACCUAAUGCAGAAUCUCAGUUUAAAAAUGCAUGUGAUUCGAUAAAUAAAAAUAUAGGUUUGCAAGCAAAUUCAUCUCAUGCUAAUACAAGUCAAUUAGGAGCUACUACAUCUACAAUGGAAAGCAAGACGGAUACCAUUGAUGAUCCAGAUGAUAAUGUAAAAUGCUUUGUAUAUCGUGAAGAUGAAAACAGUAAAGAUCGUAGUUUUUUAAUUCUAGCACAGGAGCCUGAAAAGGAUAAGACUAUUAAUGAAAAAGGACGUAUUCGAGAAUGUGGUCCAUACUUACUUGGUAAUGUAGAAGUAAGAAUGUCUGAAAUAAACGGAACAAUCAACAUUUGGGGUAAAGAGAUCAGUCAAGAAUCCACUGCUGAGACUGAAAAUGAGGCAGAAACAUCUACUAAAAUGAAAGAUAAAAAUUAUCACUGCUGGCAAAAAACACCGCAUACCAGAUUUAAUGGCAGUAAUUUAGUAUGUUCAACAAGUAAAAAAUCAAAAAGUCCAAAUGCGUGUAUUUCCUCUUGCCAAGACUGUGAUCUCUCAAAACAUCGUAAAGAAUGGUUAAGAUACAAACGAACACAUCCUCAAGAAAAAUUACAUUCCUGCUGCAUUCACAAUACAGACGUGUCAGAGCAGAAGUGCAAUUGUUCCUUGCACAAGGAAAGGCAAAAAUUCGAAGAUAAUUUUAAUUGUAGCAAAGAAAAAUUAAGUACAUCCCAGGAACAUCGACAAAGUUUUUCAAAAAAUUUAGAGCCUAACAAGCAUUUAUAUGAAAAUAUUGCUUCAGAAAACAACGAGCACAACUGUAGAAAUUGCACGGCAUGUCAUCAUUCACUGCAUAAUUCAGAUAAUUAUCAAGAAAGUCAUAAAUCUUGUAACACGUUGAAAGAAACUUGUGAGCCAUUAAUAAUGAAUACAGAUCGAGAAUAUAAUGAAUGUAAUCACUCGUCUCCCAAUGUUCUACAUGAAGAAGAGCCAUUAAUAACGCUAAAACAAGGUGAAACACCAGAGACGAAACGACGAAGAUUAACUGGGAGAAGGGUACGAGGAAUUUUAAUGGAUCUUAUACGAGGGUGUGGAGAUUGCUAUAAUCCUAAUGUAUCAAGUAAUAACAAAAGCUGUAUGCAUAAGAAGGAAUCUUAUUUAAGGAGUUGUUCUCCACAAAUCAAAAUUUCGCCGUGCGCAUCUCCAGAACCAUCAUGUUCUAAUUCAGGACAACCUGCUGGAAGAUGCUGCCAUAUUUACGCACAGCGAAUUGAAUCUCAACUGGAAGAAUUUCGAACGGAGAUGGAAAGGAUGCGAUCGCGUUCAGAUGCUAUUCUUAAUAUGCUCAAUAUGCUUCAUUCAGUGGAUACAGACUAAAGGAAUCCAUUUUAAUAUUAAUUAUUUCUAUUUCAUAUGUACAUAUAUCAUAUUUUGAUUGUUUUAGUUUCUUUCCUAACCACUAUGGAACCAUGCCUCGUCCUAUACUUCAUUGCUUAUAAAAGAAGUAUAGUCGAUUUGUUAAAUAAAAUAUAUAUAAUAAUAUGAGAGAUAUGUUUAUACAUCCAAUAUAUGCAUAGCUACGGUGAUACAUGUCACUUUUUUGUUAAAGUUUCUAAUAAGAUAGCGCUGUGUAUCUACAUUCAUAAUAUAUUUUCCAUGUGAAGAAAUUAGUCUGUGUGAAAUAAGUAUACGAUAAGUAUUACAGUUAAGUUAUGUGUUAAAAAUAAUGAAAUAAGUAAUCGCCAUACAGUAAAUAUACUUGACUCUUGAGUUUGUCUUUUAUAUUUCA
This is a messenger RNA of Temnothorax curvispinosus, 4541 nucleotides long. RefSeq lists its product as uncharacterized. The record is from RefSeq and is a predicted model, not a curated record. The coding region runs from base 449 to 4129 and encodes 1226 amino acids. Lineage: Eukaryota; Metazoa; Arthropoda; Insecta; Hymenoptera; Formicidae. The transcript has 6 exons.